GGAACAUGCGCUAAGAUGAUCUGGUAAAAUGGAUGGACGAGGUGGCUAUAGAAUACAUAGAUCAAGGUCGGCCCUACGGUAAGGGCCGCACUUCCUCCUGUGGCCUGAAAGAGGGAAAACAGAGAGGAGGGGAAGAAGGGAUGCAGGGAAAAACAAGCCGCAGCGGCAGCAGAGAAAGCCUCUCUAUCAAUGGAGCAUCAUACCAUGUCUGAGCUCCGCACGUCAAGCUCAGAGAUAGACUUAGACCGGCCGAACAUUGAAGAGUAUCAGACCGAAUCAAUCCAUGAUACGUCUAAUCAUAAGCUCCUCCUACGCGAUCUGCUCGACAUCUUGCCAGCACUAACAGAAGCCGCAGGGGCCAUCAUUGAUAAAUUGGAAUCUGCAGGGGAGGUUUCAGAUGAGCUGAAGAGUUGUGCUGAUUGCAGGACUGCCAAAAUACCCUCGUGGAAAGGCGGUCUAAAUAGCUGCUCAAUUGCCAGGCCGAACUAACAAUGAAAUAAAGAACAAUUGGAACACUUAUACCAUAGUUGGACAGUCUGUAGUGUUUCUUUUUUCUUUUCUUUUUUUUGGCCACAUGGUUUGCCUACACUGAAUCCACCUCUGUUCAAAUGUCAUAUUUGUGUUAAAAAGCAAAUUUCAAUUGUUCACACUUGUGGGGCAUGGAUGAUUUCAAUGGCUGAGAUUUGAUUUGUGAUGAUGGUUACAGGAAAGUAGCCAUUGAUCCUUUCAAUGAUGUGGUUGGAUUUUUUUCAUUUGGUCUGUUUGGAAUUGGGAACUGACUGAGAAUAAUAUGUUACUUAUCACAUUCCUACUCUUGUUUGUUUUAUGUGUAACUAACGUCAUGAACUAGGAUGUUUCUAACUUUCUCAUAUACACAUUCAUUAAUCUAUUCACGUGUACACAUAAGGGCACAUGUGCCACUCA
This is a messenger RNA of Magnolia sinica, 924 nucleotides long. RefSeq names its product glycerol-3-phosphate acyltransferase 9-like. The coding region runs from base 190 to 489 and encodes 99 amino acids. The transcript is spliced from 4 exons. Lineage: Eukaryota; Viridiplantae; Streptophyta; Magnoliopsida; Magnoliales; Magnoliaceae. The record is from RefSeq and is a predicted model, not a curated record.